AUGGGAAAACGCAAGCAACUGAAAGACGGCGACGUCGAUAUGGAGGGCACCAACCCGCCCGUAGAGGAUGACGAGUCCGACGAGGACAUGGAUAUGGUGAACGUAGACUUUGAAUGGUUCGAUCCUCAACCGGCAGUGGAUUUUCACGGCCUCAAGAACCUUCUUCGGCAGCUGUUCGAUACAGAUGCGCAGAUGUUCGACAUGUCAGCUGUGUCGGAUCUGAUUCUGUCGCAGCCUUUACUGGGAUCUACCGUCAAAGUCGAUGGGAAUGAGUCGGAUCCGUAUGCGUUUCUGAGUGUGUUGAAUCUUCAAGAGCAUAAGGAUACCCCCGUCAUUAAAGAGUUAACCUCCUACCUACAAAGCAAAGCUUCAUCAAACCCCUCUCUCGCUCCUAUUUCAACUCUCCUCUCGCAGACCCCCAUCCCCCCCAUCGGACUGAUCCUCACCGAACGUUUAAUUAACAUGCCCGCCGAAGUGAUCCCGCCCAUGUACAGUAUGCUGCUAGAGGAAAUCGCCUGGGCCCUGGAAGAGAAGGAACCGUACAACUUCUCGCAUUACCUGAUCCUGUCGAAGACGUACGAGGAGAUCGAAUCCAAACUCGAUAUGGAGGACUCGCGACCGCAGAAGAAAAAGAAGAAGUCGGGCGAGUCUUCCAGCGAGAAGUUCUAUUUCCAUCCGGAAGAUGAGGUCCUUGAGCGACACGCACAAUGUUCCGGCUCCAUUGAAUAUACCCAUAAACAGGACGAGGGACUUUCCGAUUCUAAACGCGCGUUCCAGGAAUUGGGCAUUCGGACCAAGGGGAGCUUGUUGCUCAUCGAGGCGGACAAGUUUGAGGGCGCCAUCAAGGAUAUGACGGAGCAUUUCAAACCGUCGGUAUAG
Messenger RNA from Aspergillus tanneri, 879 nucleotides. It is a transcript of the gene BCP1, whose product is annotated as protein-transporting protein BCP1. Lineage: Eukaryota; Fungi; Ascomycota; Eurotiomycetes; Eurotiales; Aspergillaceae. The record is from RefSeq and is a predicted model, not a curated record. The transcript has 3 exons. Gene Ontology annotation, cellular component: nucleus. Bases 1 to 879 code for a protein of 292 amino acids.